Molecule: messenger RNA, 2964 nt
Organism: Helianthus annuus (common sunflower)
Lineage: Eukaryota; Viridiplantae; Streptophyta; Magnoliopsida; Asterales; Asteraceae
Product: G-type lectin S-receptor-like serine/threonine-protein kinase At4g27290
Exons: 7
Coding region: 156-2618 (820 amino acids)
Biological process (GO): protein phosphorylation; recognition of pollen
Molecular function (GO): ATP binding; protein serine/threonine kinase activity
Source: RefSeq, a predicted model, not a curated record
AACCCCAUCAAUUAAUGGCUCAUUUAGUAAGCACAGGUAUCAUAAACUAUGGUAGGUGAAAAAAACACUUCCAUCACAUGUUAGAGAUAGCAGGAAACCAGAAACAAGAUACAAGGAAAAUUAUCAUAUAUUUGGGAAGAAAUUAUUAGAUUUCAAUGGGGAAAGUAGCUAUAUUUGUUCUUUUACUUGUUUCACUCCACAUCCACAAAAUCUAUACUGCCGAAAUCGACAUCCUUUCGGAUUUACAGUUCUUGACAGAAAACGACACACUGGUCUCACCGGGCGGAACCUUUGAACUCGGCUUUUUCAAGCCGGGUAGCUCUGGGAAUAGCUACCUUGGUAUAUGGUAUAAGAAAAUAUCUGUCCAAACAGUAGUUUGGGUUGCCAACAGAGAUCGCCCGCUCGUCGCAUCAUCAGGUCUGCUAAAGAUUGUCCAUCCUGGAAAGCUUGUCCUCAUAAACCAUACCAAUGGUAUUAUGUGGUCAUCCAACACAACAUCAUCAGGAAGGGCAACUGCAAAGCUUGAUGACACCGGAAAUUUAGUCAUGACAGAUGGAGACAACACAAGGAUUCUCUGGCAGAGUUUUGAUUAUCCAACUGAUACUCAUUUACCAGGCAUGAUGUUCGGGAAGAACUUGUUGACGGGCAGGGAAUGGAAUAUAUCGUCAUGGAAAAGUAGCGAAGAUCCAGCUCCAGGUGACUUUACCUUUGGCAUGGACACAAAUGGUUUUCCUCAGGACAUACUCAAAAAAGGCCCAGAUUUCAUCAAAUACAGGGCUGGGCCAUGGAAUGGUAUGCGCUUUAGUGGGGCUUCAUCGUUCAACCAGAACUCGAUCUUUACUUACAAUAUGGUUAUUAAUAAAACAUUGGCAGCUUUUACUUAUAAUCUUGUCGACAGUUCUGUUAUAACAAGGUUCACCUUGACUUCUUCCGGGGAUCUACAAUUUUCAGUAUGGGUGGAAAGGGCGAAAAAAUGGCAGGUUACAGUUACAUUACCAAGAGGAGACUGUGAUUUUUACAACAAUUGUGGUGCUUAUGGAAGCUGCAGCACUGCAAGCGUACAGGUAUGUUCAUGCUUGGAUGAGACGAAAUUUGUACCUAGAAACCUAAAGGGUUGGAAUGAAGCAGAUUGGUCUGAUGGCUGUGUGAGGCGAACACCCCUGGAUUGCAAAAAUGGAAAAGAUGGGUUUUUAAGGUAUCCCAAUGUAAAAUGGCCAGACACACAUACUUCCUGGUAUAACAUUAGCAUGACCCUAAAGGAAUGCGCAGCGGUAUGCCUAAAGAACUGUACCUGUAUGGCUUACGCAAAUACAAAUAUCACAGGAAAGGGAAGUGGCUGCUUGCUUUGGUUCAAUGAUCUCAAAGACAUCAUGGUCAUCACCGAAGGCAACGGUGGUCAGGAUAUAUUCAUAAGAAUGGCUUCCUCUGAAUUAGUUUCCGAGAACCGAUCAGGAAGUACACACAUCAAAUUAAUCUUAGUAGCCGUCUUUCUGGGAGUUCUCCUAAUAGGAUUGAGCUCUAUAUUGUUCUGCUAUACCUUGAGGAAUAGGAAUCAUGCACAACCAAUGGGAGAACGUGAAUCUUUUCAAGUCUGUGAAAGCCAGAAAGAAGCCAUGGAGCUACCAUUGUUUAGCUUCUCCACAAUAGCAGAAUCUACUGCUAGUUUUUCACCAGAAAAUAGACUUGGAGAGGGUGGAUUUGGGGCUGUUUAUAAGGGUGUGCUAGAAGGGAAAGAAAUUGCAGUUAAGCGUCUCUCCAGGACUUCCACCCAAGGACUUGAUGAGUUCAAGAAUGAAGUCAUCUGCAUUUCAAAACUUCAGCACCGCAAUCUUGUUAAGCUCCUUGGAUGUAGCAUACAUGGAGACGAGAAAUUGUUAAUCUAUGAAUACAUGUCCAACAGAAGCUUAGACUUUUUUAUAUUCGAUAAAACACGAAGCACACUCCUUGACUGGACAAAGCGAUUCCACAUCAUUGAAGGAAUUGCCCGCGGACUUCUUUAUCUGCAUCAAGAUUCACGACUAAGAAUCAUUCAUAGAGAUCUUAAAGCCAGCAAUAUUCUACUGGAUGUGGACAUGAACCCUAAGAUAUCAGACUUUGGCUUAGCAAGAAGCUUUGGAGGAAAUGAGACUCAAGCAAACACAGAGAAAGUUGUUGGCACAUAUGGUUACAUGUCACCCGAGUAUGCACUAGAUGGUAUCUUCUCAACAAAGUCCGAUGUGUUUAGCUUUGGUGUUUUGGUGUUGGAGAUUGUGAGUGGGAGUAGAAACCGGGGAUUCGUUCACACUCAGCAUGACAGUAACCUUAUUGGACAUGCAUGGAGAAUGUAUAAUGAAGGCAGGUCAAUGGAGCUCAUUGAUUCGACUAUAGAUGAACCAAGCGAUUCAUCCGAAGUUUUAAGAUCAAUCGAAGUAGGUUUGUUAUGCAUUCAACAAAAUCCAGAAGAUAGACCAGAUAUGUCAUCUGUGGUUCGAAUGUUGGGCAGUGAGGGUGCAUUGCAGAAACCUAAACAGCCAGCAUUUUUUACAGAAAGGAACUUACAUGGUGCUGAUUUCUCUUCAAGCACUUGUCCAACAAGCUCAACCAAUGAUUUUACUGUUACAAAGGUAGUUGCUCGAUAACAAGAGCGUACAUAAGUGUUGGCCAUUAACUUAAAACAGACAGGUUUUGGGGAGUUUGUUCAAUGGGAAUUUGAUGGUUCAAACGUUAAUCAAACUAUGUGUAUGAUGUAUGGAUUUGAAUUCCCCAAAUGUCUAGUAUCUGAUGAUUAAAGUUUCAGGCCGUUUGGAAUUUCCUACAAAAAUUUAUGGCAGCUUUAGUAAUGGAUGGUCAUGAGCUACUGGAUUAUAGUUAAAGCAAAAGUUGUGAUUAAUGUACAUAAUUUCUUUCAAGAGUCUAAUCUGUACCUAUAAAUAAUGUUUGUACCACCUAUCACGAUUCUGGAAGCUCAAGAUUCUUUUCUCGCUA